AUGGUUCGUGCUGCCUGUACCACAGUGAUUGCCCGACGUGGUAAAGGCGUUUGUCCCUCACGGCGAUAUGAGCUGCGCCAUCUGGCUGCGUGGGCGGAGCGCGUGGUAACACGCAAGCAAAUCAAUGUGUCUAUUGAUAGAGUUGGUGUCCAACACCCACGCCUCCAACAGUUCUCGCCCUGUCUUUUUGUUGCCGACCUGCGCCAAUAUCCGCGUGUUGGCGAAGUCGAACUCAUGGCCUUCCUCCAGCGUGUGAAUGACGACUUGAGAUAG
Molecule: messenger RNA, 273 nt
Organism: Spirometra erinaceieuropaei
Lineage: Eukaryota; Metazoa; Platyhelminthes; Cestoda; Diphyllobothriidea; Diphyllobothriidae
Source: the annotation of a GenBank genome assembly